Emiliania huxleyi CCMP1516 is the source of this 650-nucleotide messenger RNA. RefSeq lists its product as hypothetical. The annotation marks the transcript as partial. The record is from RefSeq and is a predicted model, not a curated record. The transcript has a single exon. NCBI's taxonomy places the organism in Eukaryota, Haptophyta, Isochrysidales, Noelaerhabdaceae.
AUGCGCUUCCUCCUGCUCUCGGCAAUCACGGAGAAGACAAAGACGCAUCCCAACGAGAAGCGCGUCGACGCGCCGCUCGCGGAGGGGCUCCUCACCACCGUUCGGCUCGCCUACGGCGAGGAGGUUUGCGAGGCCGGCGGCAGUGUCUUCGAUGACAUCGGCGCGUUUUGCCAGGCGCGCGAUCGUGCCGUCAGCGCCAAGAACUCCACCGCCAAGGAGGCGCAGGCCGCUGCGGUCACCUACGCCACCUACCUCGCGAUCCUCACCGCUCUCGAGCGUCCUCUCGGUGAUGCGUUGGGCGACAUCGACGAGAAGUUCCUUCCCAAGCUGCCCUUCGGUUGGCGGUCGGCGCUGGAGAAGGAUGCGGAGGCCAAGAUGUCGCUGCUGCACCUCGAGCGGGGCGCGAGCGUAGACCCUCUAUAUCAGUGCGAGAGUAGGCGUCUGAGUGCGGCCCCCACGCCUUCAGGCGCCGCGCUGUGGAACCUGGCGAUGGCAAACGCCUCGAGUGGCGCACUCCUGCCGCGCGACUCGGAGGAGGAGGUGAAGAAGGCGACGCGCCACUUCCAGGUCGCGGCCGGGGCGCUCGACGAGCUCGCCACGCUCGGCCUCGUGGUGAAGAUAGCCGGGCGGGACUUGAGGCAGAACCCGGG